Molecule: messenger RNA, 2408 nt
Organism: Toxoplasma gondii ME49
Lineage: Eukaryota; Apicomplexa; Conoidasida; Eucoccidiorida; Sarcocystidae
Exons: 5
Coding region: 564-2408 (614 amino acids)
Source: RefSeq, a predicted model, not a curated record
AUACUUCAUCUUCUGUGGCAGCUGUAGAUGUUUUUUCCUGUAGGUUUGCCCCCUUUUAUCAACACCCGUACAACAAUAGUCAUAAUCCUGGUACAUGCACUAUGGACCGGGUGGGGGUUGAUGUCAGUAUGCGAGCAUUGACCAGCACGGGAAGUAGCCGACAGUUCCGAAGAUGUACGACUGCGUCACAGGCGACCUCAUCACUGUCCAUGCUCUGUGAGAGCCAUUCUCUCUCUACAUGUUUUCAGGAAGCUUCUUCCGGUUUCGCAAACUUGGCCGAACUUCAUUUAUUUCGGUCAUUACGAACAUUAGGAGUGCAUCUGAUUUGGAUUGUGCUGGCUUCGAAGUGAAGGGUGAAUCUCCUGAGUGAACUUGGGCAAAGCCAAUGUCAUGACUCCACUAUUGAAACGGAUUGCCUUAGAUAGAUUCAGCGCUUUACAGCAACGACUUCUGCGUAAAAGGCUAGACCUGUGAAGCAGGCACCCUCCCCCUCAUGCCAUCCUGCCACCGUGGCCUACUGUCACACGGUCGCCUCUUUGGUUGACGCCGUUUUCGUUACAAGGAUGUCCAACUCGCAGUCUCUUCCGAAAUCCGUUGUCACGCACUACCUUUUAUCGUCGUGGGAUAAGAACAGUGACGGGAGCGGAACGGUCGAAGAUGAGGCCUUGGCGACCCCCGGACCUGGCACUGUGGUAGAGCCGACAGAUGAAAGUUGCGCUACUUACCAAAAUGUGGAAGCUCUUCUGUACGUCGACUUGUCACUCUCAUCGUCAGUCGACCUUCUGUCGAGGCUUGCUCCAAUGAUCGUACAACUUGAACGAGAAGCCGCGGAGGACCGACUGCACCAGGGAAGCGGAGACGGGGCAAACUCUAUAGUCGACUCAGCCACUUCCUCUGAGAAACCAUCCAUCAAUCUUCGACUAGGAUAUCACCUCUUCAGCAUGGGGGAAGAUUCUCAGAGCUCCCGUUUUUGUCUUGGCGAUGGCCGCUACUGUUCUUUCCCGGUCGAUGAGCCGCCGAGUGUUGCAGAACAUGUCAAUGGACGAGCUGUUGUAGAAGAAACGUUGCUUCAGCUGUGCGUGGCCGAAUACGCACUCAGCGAACCAGCAAGCCCGAACUCUGACAGUUCACGUGCACUUCAGCAACAUUUCAAACAGCCUUUCUGGUCGUACCUCGAUGCGUGGUGCCGAGACUGCUCAGGUGCCGACUUGAGAGAGGCGGAAAAGAGGGGGAGCAGAACAGGAAAGGACGGGCCCGUUUCAAAGGUACCUGAAAAGGAAUCUGUCGAGCCCAGCAUCGCUGAAGCAUUCUUGCCUUUUGAUAGCAAAUGCAGCUUAAAGAAACUGAAGGAUCUUGGUAUCCCAGUGGAGCGAAUUGGGGCGGAAUGCGGAACUGGCGACAACGCGGAAGCUCUCCUUCAGCGUCAGAUCGACCUACACCUAUCCCGCGUACCUGCGCUCCUCAUCAAUGGCAAAGAAAUGGCAGGACACCCGACUCCAGAGUCGGUUAUCAAGUCGCUUUGUGAGGCCGCUGCUCGAUGCGGCAGCGAUGCGGCAGUGGCAGACGGCGUGUGGCCCUUGUGUCGUACUCCAGCGAUUGUGAAUGCACCUUCCUUAACGGACACAGACGGAAAACGAAGAGCGGGUCGUGGCGAUGAUGUUGCUGUGGCUGCUCAUCUCUUGAAUACUUACAGGAAGGCUCCCGUUGACUCUGCAGCAGCACUGGCGUCUCGUGGUGGCGGAGAGGCUCUCGCCAUGAACGAUAAUGGAGUUUACCGGCUAAAGAAUGUCUCAGCCGUUCACAACCUUCGCACAAAGUUGAAUGUAGAGAAGGCAGAAGCACUUGAUGCCGUAACAGCUGCAGCAAUUUUUGAGCGAGAUAAAAAAGCCCGUCGGAGCUCAGAACAGACAGAGGAACCUGUCCUUUCAAUUGGACCUCCUGGAGAGGCAUCAGACACGCACAUUCGGUCAACGCCUAGUUUGACAUACGGCACUCUCAGUAGACCGGAAGGCGUCAAAACAGACCUAGGUGACUCUGCCCGCAUUUCUGGUGGGCCUGCGCAACAGAAAGCUCACAUUCCAAGCGCUGGAAACCAACUCGACGGCGACUGGCUUCUCUACGCCGGGUUGGCUGCUUUCUUUUUAGUGGCUGUCAUUCUUUUUUUCGUAUUGAAGAAUCUGCUGUACCGGAGCAAGCACAUGUCGGUCACAAGAAAGGAUGUGCAGGGUGCGCCGACGCCGUCCGCAGAGCGGCAGACAUCGGACAACCGGGAAAAGAACCUGAGAAACCCGGCCAGCGGAAGCGCGAACGCGUCCGCGCAUGUAGCCGCGUUUGCCACUCCAGCGCUGCCAACUGUAGGGAGGCACACAGAAGGAAAAACAUCGUGGCGCAGGGUUUGGCAUUUUUGA